Molecule: messenger RNA, 2770 nt
Organism: Phycodurus eques (leafy seadragon)
Lineage: Eukaryota; Metazoa; Chordata; Actinopteri; Syngnathiformes; Syngnathidae
Gene: desi1a
Product: desumoylating isopeptidase 1a
Exons: 6
Coding region: 71-577 (168 amino acids)
Biological process (GO): protein modification by small protein removal
Molecular function (GO): peptidase activity
Source: RefSeq, a predicted model, not a curated record
GUCAGCUGUGACUCGAAAGGUUUCAUUCGUAGACAUCUACCGCUGAAAAACUAUUCUAGGAGGUUCCACUAUGGACAAGAAUUCUACAAGAUAUAAUGUACAGUUAUAUAUUUAUGAUUUAUCAAGGGGAAUGGCACGCAGCCUCAGUCCUAUCAUGCUGGGAAAGCAACUGGAUGGCAUAUGGCACACCGCCAUAGUGGCGUAUGGGGAUGAGUUCUUUUUUGGAGGAGAAGGAAUCUCCACCUGUUCACCUGGCGGAACAAUGCUGGGACCUCCAGACACAGUUGUGGAACUCGGUGAGACCGAAGUCUCAGAGGAGAUCUUCAUGGAAUAUCUCUCGUCCUUGGGAGAAAGCACUUACAGAGGUGACAGGUAUCGACUGUUUGAGCACAAUUGCAAUACGUUCACCAACGAGGUCGCUCAGUUCCUAACAGGCAUGCCCAUCCCCUCCUACAUCACUGACCUCCCGUCCGAAGUCCUCGCCACACCGUUUGGCCAGAUAUUGCGGCCCAUUCUGGACUCCAUCCACAUCGCCCCCCCUGGCGGCAACAUCAUCAACGGAGGGAGAAACAUCUAAAUUGAAGGAGCAAUGCACUCAUAGGCUCACUUCCAUUGGAGUCAGGCAGCUAAGAGUCAGCAACACAAAUUUCUUUUCACUUCUUCUUGCCCCCUUCAACAAGUAUAGCCAGUUAUUACUGAACUCUGGAAUUAAGACCUGGUGCCAUACGUCUUUGGAAAAUAAGGCAAUACUAAGCCUUCAAGUGAGAGGCAGCAAUAUAGAUCGAGUUAACUUGUCACUUACCAAAACAUUAGGUACACCUGCACAAUCUAGUGAGAUCCAAUACAAGAGUUGUAUUAAACAAUCUGCACUCAUGUUUAGUGUCACUGUGAGAAAGGUAUGAAUUUAACAAUAUUUUUAUUAUUGUGCUUGUAGUUUGUAGAACUGCACUGCAUCAUACCAAGAAGUGUUUUGUAAUAUUUAAGGUGUGUCAGAAAAGCUCCAGGCGGGGUGUCACAAAAGGUAUAUGUUAAAUCCAAACUACAGACUGCAAGUUUUCUCCUUGGAGUCUCACGCACUUUUGCAGCCUUCUAAGCCACGCCUUUAUGCACUCCUGGAAGGCUUCUUCUGGGAUCCUCUGCAGCUCCGUUGCCACGGUGUCCAUGUCUUUAAAACGGUCGCCUCGAUGAUCCCCUUGAACUUGGGAGGUUGCCCCACUACAGCGAUGUUCUUCUUGGCCAGGAACUGUCGAAUGCUCAGGGCAUUGUGAGCCGGCGCAUUGUCAUGCUGAAGCAGCCAUGAGUUUUUCCUGCCGGAACUCUCUUCUCGCGCACUGAACGAAGCAGACCCCACAGGAUCUCCUUGUCGACGUGCAAGUUGAUCGUCUGGCCCACAUUGAAGGGGGAAACUCAAUUGAGUUUGAAAUAUUUCUUUUGUGACACCAGUCCUAGAACCUUUCUGACAAACCUUGUAUUUACAGUACUUUUAUGGAUAUCCGUAAGUUGUGUAGGUGUGCCUAAGACGACCAAUCAUACAUCCUGAUAUUUUACCAUUAAAAACCAUAUAACUGCGCGUUUUGAAUGACUUCCAUUUUAUAGCUGUGAUUGAGCCACAUACAUGCAGCUUCAGAAGAACCUUUUGCACAGUGGUGUACCAAGGUAGAUUAGCGCUUUAUACAAUUUGGACCGAAGUACAACAUUGUUGAAGCAACAUAAUUCAUACGGUGUCAGUUGUGAGACUUCUGCUGCUGACUUCAAUGGAACAAAUUUAUUUCAGAGACAUCUUUAAUAUAUCUUUAAUAUAUUGUUUUAGGAACACAACUUUAAAAUCUUGAGUCCAUUUUAUUAUACAACCUUUCUUUAGGUAAUUUUCCAUCACAGAUCCUUUUGUACAGUUUGAUUCAACCCAAUAUUUGCCGCCUUCUCACCUUGCGCUAUCAUUCCUUUUGUUACACAGUUCUUUACAAUGUAAGCGUAUAGUUGAGUUGACGCGGCAGCCACUGCAGUUUUGGAACACACCCUGAAACUAAACAACCUCUUAUGGUGCAGCAUUUAGUUUUAAAUAUCUAAUAACGUCAUCAAAACCCCUCUUUAUACACCAGAGGGUGUGUGCGUGCGUGCGAGUGCGAGUGUGGUGCUCCAAUUCUGUGCCUUCAUUUCCCUCUGUUUUGCUGAAGAACUUGACAUGCCUGAUAACAUUUAUUCUUAGACGUGCUAGGUGAGUGUAAAAGCUUUGGAGGUGUUGGGGGAGCUCGAACUGUAGGCUUCUAAAUACACAUCGGUAGAAACCAACUGAAAACAGCAACAUUCUCAGCCUAUAAUCCCAGUGCCCAGUCAUCUCUAAUGCCACCAGAAUGAACACUUACUUCAUUCUCAUUUGUGGAGAACGGAUGGAUGACGUAAAUUAUGAGGCGAGUAUGAGGUCACAUGACACUGUGUGAGUAAAGAAAAACAAGACUGAUUCAACCAGCAUUCUGUAAGAACUUCAAGAAACACGUUACCUUUGCAGCCAGUCGUCAACGUAUUGCAGCCAUUACCUGUUUUUUCCUUUCAAAAUGUUAUAUUCUGAAAUGCUCUUAUGAUACCCAAUUAACUGACAUGUUAACCUGACCACUGAAAUGUGUUAUACGUCUUGUUUUGGCGCUUUAUGUCAUUGUAAGAAAUCCUCUUAUCCUUUUAAAACACAACAGAUAUUUAUAGAUAUUGCAAAUUGUUGCUAUCGUUUGUGUGAUUGUUUUUGUUACUUGACCGACGCAUAAAGCCAUUGACGAUA